Messenger RNA from Mycena indigotica, 1938 nucleotides. Its product is annotated as Rab-GAP TBC domain-containing protein. NCBI's taxonomy places the organism in Eukaryota, Fungi, Basidiomycota, Agaricomycetes, Agaricales, Mycenaceae. The coding region runs from base 1 to 1938 and encodes 645 amino acids. The record is from RefSeq and is a predicted model, not a curated record. The transcript is spliced from 3 exons.
AUGGAACCCCCAGCUGCGCCAGCCAGUUCCUCCCGCUCCUCGUCAGCUGGCUCUUCUUCUAUCACCCACACUAGCGACCACACUCGCAACCAGUCGGAAACGACUCUCUUUUCCAUCUACUCCAUGUAUGGCAAUGCGCCUCCAGUUCCACCGGCAAAGGAGCACAUCCCAACCGUUAGCGUCACUCUCCCCGUUGUCAACGGACGCUCCAGUAUUGCCUACUACGAUGACACGGACGAUUUGCCACCGAAAUCACCUCCUACUCGCACCAUAGACCUCACACGGCCGGGUGUCUUGCUCAAUGGAGUGCCACCACGGACUUCCAGCUUCCGCCCUUUGUCGUCUCAUUACACUGGCCCUAUGCUUGAAGAGAGGCGCGCUUCCACAUACUCACCAACACCAUCCUCUUCCCGACCAGUUUCGUCGCGACCAGACUCGUUGCUGGUACUACCUCCAUUACCACCGUCCCGAAACCCCAGUCCAACUCCCCCUCCGACCCCACCGCUGACAGCGCCACUGUCCCCUGCUCCACUAAGCCCGUCAAUGCCACUGAAACAUCCCGUCAGCGCGCCAGGCAGCAAGACUUCAUUGGUGCCCUCUGAAGGCGAGGAUCUCGAUGGGUUUUACGUCCGAAAUACCUAUGCUCAACUUGACAUGACCGGUGUCAAGGGAGAUGGUUUUGAGGACGGAGUCGAGCGAACAAGAGCACGAAUAGGCCCCAGUAGAGCCAGCCAGCUCUAUGCCGCAAAUGCCGUUGGUGACGGGACGGAAAAGUCGCAGGAAUUAGACCCAAGGGAGAUACAGACACUGCAUACUGUGGACCGUUAUGGCUUCUUCUCAACACCCUCUCACGACCGUCUUAUCCUCCUCCCAGCCUCCUCGUUCGACAAGCGUCUUUCCGUCGUCCGCGGCGGCCCUUCUUCUGCCAGACCAUCAGCCCAGUCUCUCAAUCUAGUACCAAAAGCAACUCCACCCGUCAAGGAGAACUUACGGAUAGAGAAAUGGACCAAGAUGAUGCAGGCGGAGAGUCGCGACCAAGGGGCAAAUGUCCAGUCUUGGCGUGUCAAGCAGUCCAAACAAGGCAAGCUGCGGUUAAGGACGUACAAAGGAGUUCCCGACCGAUGGCGGCCGGCUGCUUGGGAGAUGUUCAUGACCAACUUGUCGCGGGCUACGUUCGGAGACACAGCUCGUCUUGCGAGUGACUAUCGUGACGCACUGGACAAGCCAUCCACGUAUGACAUCCAAAUCGACUUGGAUGUACCGAGGACGAUCAGUGGUCAUAUUUUUUAUCGAACCAGAUACGGAGCGGGUCAACGGUCACUGUUUCAUGUGCUCCACUGUUUUUCUCUGCGAUGUUCAGAGUGUGGCUACGUUCAGGGCAUGGGACCCAUCGCGGCAACGCUCUUGUGUUAUCUAGACCCUGAAAAAACCUACGCCUCGCUGGUUCGUCUCCACGACGCGUAUUCAAUGCACUCAAUCUUCAGUCCUGGCUUUCCGGGACUGCUGGAGGCGAUAUACGUGCAAGAAAGGAUAACAGAGCAGAUGAUGCCUGAUGUCUACAAGGCCUUCCAGAAGCACACCAUCUCGACAACGUCAUAUGCGACCAAGUGGUACAUCACGCUCUUCUCCAACUCGGUGCCCUUCCAGACCCAGCUCCGGUUAUGGGACGCGUUCUUGCUCGAGGGGCCGGAUGUGUUUGUUGCGGUGGCGGUGGCGAUAGUGUGGGUCUACCGUGACCAUAUCACUGCCGCGUCAGCCAACUUCGAGACGAUACUCUCGCUGCUGUCGUCGUUCUUCGUGCCAGAGGCAGAAGACGCGAUGCUGCUCUGGAUAGAGCGGGCGCUUGCUGACAGGAAGCUGCGUGCGAGCAUGACGCAGUGGCGGGUAGAGUGGAAGGCCCUCGUCGCUGCCGGUAAGGAGAGCACUGUCUUGUUAUAG